Messenger RNA from Copidosoma floridanum, 998 nucleotides. It is a transcript of the gene slx1, whose product is annotated as structure-specific endonuclease subunit SLX1. Gene Ontology annotation, molecular function: crossover junction DNA endonuclease activity; 5'-flap endonuclease activity. Gene Ontology annotation, cellular component: Slx1-Slx4 complex. Gene Ontology annotation, biological process: double-strand break repair via homologous recombination. The record is from RefSeq and is a predicted model, not a curated record. Lineage: Eukaryota; Metazoa; Arthropoda; Insecta; Hymenoptera; Encyrtidae.
UUUGGCCGUUUUGAAAGAAUUGAAAGGUGUUUGUUUUGUUUACAGUUUCCCAAGUUAUGUCGUGUGAGCCGCAAGUGGUAGAACAUUUCUACGGAGUUUAUUUACUUUAUUGUAAAAACCCAAAGUACAGAGGUAGAACGUACAUCGGGUACACGGUUAAUCCUAGUAGAAGAAUAAAACAACACAAUGCAGGAAAGGAAUUUGGCGGAGCUUGGAGAACCAGCAAUCGCGGACCAUGGGUGAUGGUACUAACAGUUCACGGGUUUCCCAACUCAACUGCAGCCUUGCGGUUCGAGUGGGCCUGGCAGCACCCGGAGCUGAGUCGUCGUUUGAAGCACGUGCCGAAGAAAAAGACUCGACAGAAAACCAUCGACUACAAUCUCUUCGUGCUCUCGGAGAUGCUCAAAGUUGGCCCGUGGUCUCGACUACCGCUCACCUUGCGUUGGGUGGACGACGACUUCGGCCAGUCCCACUCGACCCAGGUCAGUCCGCCCUUGCACAUGCCCAUCGUUUACGGGAAGGUCGUGUCGAAAAAGCCCGAAGGCGCCUCAAAUAAGACAGACGAGUCGGAGAAAGCGAAAAACCGUGGAAAAGAAAAUGAAAUCGAUAACGAUGCGGAGGAGUCGGUCUGUUCGAUUUGCUCGACGUGGGUUGAUAAGGGCGAUCGAAUCACUUGUAUAAAGUUGAGUUGCCGGCUGGUUUCGCAUCUCGUUUGCUUGGCCGAGUCUUUCACAGGUGGGACCGGUAUGAUUUUGCCGGUCGAGGGGUCGUGUCCACUUUGCCACAGCGAGGUGCUAUGGGGGGAUCUGAUUAGAAAAAAAAUCGGGUGCAAUAUGCACUACAACGGAGAGGAGGACGACGAUGAGUCCGACUAUGGUGACUAUUCCGAUUGAGUUGAAAACUUGUGUGUUUACUUACAAUUCGUACUUUUUUACGUCUCCAAGACGGUAUUUAUUUAUUUUUUAUCAAAGUGUUUUUUUGGUGCAAUUUUAAUUUUU